GUAUAAUAAAUAAUUUUAAAGAUUCGUGUAUAGAAUCCACAGCUUCCCUAUGUAAUAAGAAAACUGUUUAAUAACCAUAAUUCAUACUAUGGAAACGACAUCAAAAGCUCGAACGCCAAGCCGUUGCCGCGAGUGGGAAAGACAAAGGCGUAACAAAUUCAAUGAUGCAAUUACAAAACUCGGUGAAGCCGUUAAAGCAAUCAACAAAGUAGACAAUCCAUCGGAAAAGGAUUCAGAUAAUGUCCAGUACCCGAAAAUUGAAAUUGUACAGAAAGCCAUCGCAUGCCUCACAAAUUGUGCACAAGAAAAAACACAACUGAGGGCUGAAAUUUUAGCUCUUCAAGUAAAAAUUGAAGCAAGCAAACAGAAUCCUGAAUCCAAGGAUGCAUCAACACAAGUUCAUACAAGCUUCAGUAAAAAAAUGCAAAAUGGAAAAUAUGUUAAACUAUUAAUGCUACAAAAGUCAAAAAGAAAAGCUCUUAAGGAAAAGCAAAUUCUGACAACCAAUGUUACAGUGGAAGGAAAAUCAAAGAAAGAAAAACUAAGAUUAAAUCAAGUACCUCUACAACCACCGAAAAUAUUGCCGAAAUCAACCUUGAAUGACAAAAAAAGAACUGAAAACACUAUAGUGGUGUUGCCGGCUGCUCCAUACCUGUUUCCCCAAAGACCAUUAUUCUUGCCAGCAGUGCCACCAGCUUUUGUUAUAGUGGAUGGUGGUGGAAACAUACAGACUUUAAAUAAACCUUCUGCACCCAUAGUGAAUAGAACCGGUGGAGAUACAACCAAAACCACCAUGGUGAACAUUUUACCAAUAUCUGCUUACUCGCGACCACUAUCAGCAACAAAAACAAAAAAAGUGAACUCCAGAUCUAAGAAUGAUACCACUAAAAAAGUAAAAAAGAAGCCAAAUGUACCAAAAACUGUUCAAGAAUCAGUAAAUAAGAAACAAACUAAUAAUGUCACUGUUGAAACAAACCUGAAAAAUAACAAAAAUCCGUCCAUAGAAAAACAAAAAGAAGUGUUAGCAACUGAUACAGAAGUUAAAUGUUCAAAAGAUCCAAUAACCAAAAUUAAACCUACAAAUGUAGAUGACAAUGUUGUCCAAAGUCAGAAAAAGAAAGAGGACGAAAGUAGUGUUACAAAAGUAACUAUUAAUACCUCAAAAGCAGGAGAAACACCAAACUCAAUCACAAUAAAAACUGUCGAAAAGGUAAAUGAAAAUCAAAAGGCGAUUUCGCCACCUGUUCAAACAAAUAGAAAUGAAAUCCUCAAAGAAGUAAACAUAUCUUUGAAGUCAACGUCAGUGGAGGAUAAAGACAAAGAAAAUAAAUUACCAAAUAUUCUAGAUACAUCACUGUGUGAGAGUGGAGUAGAUGGUGGAAAUGCUCGGCUAGAGCUAGCUGAGGAAUUCUUAGCAGCCUCUCCUACAGCUGCAUUCCUCAUGUCUUUCCCUCUCGUCAGUGGCAAUCGGGCGGACAGUCCUGCAGAAGACGCUUCAAACACCGUUCAUACCAAUGUCAAAGACACUAGUGCACAAAUAGCUAUGCCUCCUGCACCAAACGAGAUAUAUUUUGAAAAACCUAGCACUAAUAAUGACGUCAAAACAAAACCAAUACAUAAACAACCUACCUCAACAGCUAUUUCCGAAAAACAAUCAUCACAAAAUAAAUAUUUGGACAGUAAUAUCCAUAGCAAAUCGGUAGCAAAAACUUCUAGUUCCGUUGCAGCGUCAAAUCCGUCCAAUGAGAACCCGUUCUUGAGUUUACCAAUGCCAUCACUAAUAAUAACGACGACACAGUCUGACACCUUCGGCCUUGACUUUGACUGCAGUAUAAGCAAAUCCAUCCCGAGCCAGUCGUCAUCUUACGUCAGCAACAGUAACUUAUUCUACAAGAGCGACCCGUUCAACACUGUCAAAAGCACUAUUUAUAGCACAAGCAGUAUCGCUUCAGGCCACGAAUUUAAUAGCCUCGGGCUCUAUCCAUGUGCCAUGGAGAAAUACAGUAAAAAUAAAUCAGAUUACACAAACGUUGAGGAUAACCUUAUGAAAAUUGGAUCGUCUCGGUUAACAUAUGACAUUGAUCUUGGUUGGUCGCACAAAGGAUUUGAUUUCGUAAAUUGCACCACAAAUUCGAAUACAUUUAGUAAAGAUAUCCUAACCACCGCGACAGCCCCCACAUAUUCUUCGUCUUACAACCCAUUCAACCCAGAGUUCCAUGUCCCGCUGGUAUCAGCUUCCAGUAAAAAAGAUUCUUCAAGCAAACCCAUGGCUUCGUUUGCGGAAACUAUAACAAGCUUUUAUUCAACUCCACAACCUACGAAUCUAUGGUCAGAAGAUAUGUGCUUUUAUAACAAUACUAGUGCUUCUAAAACAUUGACGAAUAAACACCAGAAUUAUCUCCAUCUAGAACACGUCCAACCGAAUGCCUCAAUCAAAUCUGCUGUAACCAAACAAUAUGAAACCAAAAUUAUCCCGGAUCCCAGUUUGCAAAAUAUUGUGAAACCACCCAAUGAAACUAUUAGACAGCAAUUACCUGAGAAAUACAACAAAAAGUCACCAAAUAAAAUGCAUAUCAAUUGGAUGACGUCCGAGCUGCGCCCAAUGCAAAACAAUUGCAACCCACCACAAACGGAAAUGAAAGAACCUCACAAGCAACCAUAUGGUCAAGUAGAACACUCUUCUAAAAAGCAAGACCAACACGAGGGAAAUUAUUUCCCUAUUGCUAUACAUAAUUUUUCAGCCCAACCUGCUCAGGAAGAUUUUCAGGUUUGGCCUUCGGCGAGACCUCUAGGCACGACGGAGAUAAGCAUUGAACCUCCGCCUAUAAAUCUACCAACAUUGGUCGGAGAUCUGGCUUUAGGACCUCACGACAAGAAGAGAAAUGCAGAUUUAUCAAAUAGAAUCAGUGUCCAGCCAGACAUUCAGAACUGUGGUAACUUUUUGUCUGUUACCCAACUUAUGAACCGUUCCUCCGACAAUGCAACUUCACGUUAUCAUGGCUCUACUACGGAAACUCCGAAACCGAUCGCGGCAAAACAGAGUAAUGCGCAAUUCUCUAAUGAUGUCAACCGUAAACCAAUGUCGUCACGCGUUGAAAUUAAUUUACCGCAACCGUGUUAUGUUUUUAACGAUCCAAAGCAUUCUUAUGAAAACAUGGGCCAAUUUUCGCAACAGAAACCAAAAACAAAUAAGUCCGAGAAAAGCACAAAGGUUCAUAAGAAUAAUUAUUCCGCAGAAGCAUUAAUUCGAAGUGGCAAUUGCACACAGAAGGUUCAAGAUCACAUCGGUCCAAAGUUUAUGGCCCCGUCCCAAAAGUACGGUGAUUUCAAUACCUCACAAGACACGAGUGUCGCUCAGGUGUCCCAUUUUCCUCCUAUACUGGAUUAUUCUGACAACAGUUACACUGGCCAACAAUUCUCCGGAACAACAUUAUAUAACGCCACCACUAAUACUAUAUCUAAUUCAUUCUAUUCCAAUUUUAUGUCGGGCAGCGCGAAUAUAAUGACUGGCAGCUACACAAGUGCUCCUUUUACUGGCGAUUUCGUGGAUUACAACCAAGCGGAGUGCAAUUAUACCAACAAUAAAUACGAGGAGUUUAAAAUGCGCGGUAACCCAGUCUUCCAAGAUAAAGUUCCUUCUAAUUACAAGAGUUCUAGACGAGAAUCUGGUACGAAACACAAACUGGAAUGUUCCAAGAAGGAAAAUAAAAAGUAUCAAAACAAGCGGGCUAAAGUGACAGAGACAGAGGAGUGGAGCGAUGCUAACCUGUUCUGGCAGAAUAAGGGUCAGAGUAAGAAGGGUCCCAACAUGUUGUCGGAAGAGCUGUCGCUCGCGAACUACGUGGGGAACGGCAUGGCACCGCAGUAUCAGCACGAGCUGUUCAACAGCCACCUGGUGAACGCGCCCGCCGACCGUUCGCUCGCUACUUUCCCUGCUACGUCGCGCGCCAAUUUCAACCUCAGCACCAUAUUUCCGGAAAUAACAAUGAAAGUGCAGUAAAAAUCAUCCGGUAUGCGUCCAUAAAUAAAGAUUAAUUACUGAAUAUUAUAAACUUGGAUUUUUUAAAUGGUAUACGCAUCAUCCUAAGUAUUUAUCUGUGAUGUUGAAUAAGUAUUACUGGGUUGUAAGUUAUAUUAAUUAAAUGUUUGUAUAGUUGGUAA
This is a messenger RNA of Cydia amplana, 4161 nucleotides long. RefSeq lists its product as uncharacterized. NCBI's taxonomy places the organism in Eukaryota, Metazoa, Arthropoda, Insecta, Lepidoptera, Tortricidae. Gene Ontology annotation, molecular function: protein dimerization activity. The transcript has 6 exons. The record is from RefSeq and is a predicted model, not a curated record. The coding region runs from base 89 to 4000 and encodes 1303 amino acids.